AUGAUCUCGACAGCUGCGGCUGCUGUGGCUGCGCGGCCGCGGAUUCAGACGCGCAACGACAACAGGAUCGUUUUACAUUUUGAUUAUGAUUGCUUUUACGCGUCUGUUUUUGAGCGCGAGAAUCCCUCCUUGAAGGCCUUGCCCCUACUGACGCCUCCUCCAAAGGCUGUGCAACAGAAACAAAUCGUGGUCACUUGCAAUUAUGAAGCUCGACGGCGGGGACUACGCAAACUCCAGCUCAUCUCUGAGGCCAAGAAGCUCGUCCCAGACGUCGUGAUUGUGUUGGGCGAGGAGCUUGGCCGAUUUCGAGAUGCCUCCAAAGCUCUCUACAAGUUCCUCGAAGCAUUCACGUGGAGUGGUAAGGUAGAGAAGCUUGGUUUCGAUGAGGUAUGGAUGGACGUAACCGAUUUAAUCGAUUACAACCAAGCCAUUUUGAACACGAAUGACCUCGAACACUCGUUUUUCCAACUGAAGCGUAAUGAUCCUACUGUAGGAUUUUCUUACGAUGCGACAAAAAUUGCCGGGCAUAGUUUCCCAGACAAUCCGCAGCAGGGUAUUCCGUCACGAUCCUGCACGGUCACUCCGCCUCUUGGCCGUGAGGAUAACGAUACUGUAACGCUUAUGACGCGGCUCAUAUUAGGAUCACAUUUGGCACAUCACCUCAGAUUGAAUCUCGAGGACGAUCAAGGCUACACAUCAACGGUCGGAAUUUCGACGAACAAGCUCCUGAGCAAGCUCGUCGGAAAUCUAAACAAGCCUAAGGGACAGACCACUCUAUUACCACCUUACGUGAUCCUGGAGGAUGCAUCCUGCUUAUCCUCUAGCGAUGAAGCCCGUCGUCAGAGCCACGUUUCUCUAUUCUUGGACGGCCACGAUAUUGGGAAGAUCCCAGGAAUUGGCUUCAAAAUGUCUCAGCGGAUUCGUAACCACGUCCUUUCACGGCCUGCUGAUUUUGAUGAUAGAAGCAUGUAUGAAGGGACGAAUGAAUCUAUAACGGUGGGCCACGUCGCAACUUUUCCAGGCAUGGGCCCCGAGUUGCUCGAAAAGAUUCUCGGCGUUCCCGGUGCAGAACGUGGGAUUGGUGGUAGGGCAUGGAAUCUUAUCAAUGGGAUUGAUGAUACCGAAGUCCAGCAAGCUAAGAACGUCCCGUCCCAAAUUAGCAUCGAAGACUCAUAUGGUCGACUGGAGACCAUGUCCGAAGUUGUGAAAGAGCUUCGAACGCUGACCACCAGCCUGAUAAGACGGAUGCAUCGUGACCUUCUAGAGGAUGACGACGAGCCCGACUCAGCAGGUGGGAAACGAUGGACCGCGCAUCCAAAGACGCUUCGUCUUUCGACACGUCCACGUUUACCACUGAACGCUGAUGGGACUCGGACGCGCAGUUUCAACCGAAUCUCAAGAUCCGGCCCUCUACCUAACUUUGUCUUCAACCUCAAGGAAGACAUCAAUGCCAUAGUAGAGAAACUCGUCCAAGUGGCCUUAAUUCCUAUGUUCCGCAGACUCCACUCGCAGCCCAGCGGUUGGAGUCUCAGUCUCUUGAACGUCGCGGUGACGAACAUGGUUGAGACCGCUAGCGAUGAUGGGAGAGCUGGUGGUAGGAGAGAUAUCGGUCGUAUGUUCAAGCGGCAAGAGGAAGUCCUAAAAGAGUGGAAAGUUGAAGAUCGAGAUGUACCUCCUGACCAUCCUGCUGGGUCGGAGGCUGUAGUACCAUCUCAUGCUAUCCCUCUUCCACCUACCUUGGGAAAUGAAAUCCAGCAUCACUGUGUACCAACUGCUCUAGCUGGUUCCGAGGAUAUGAUACAACCCACACAGACGUCGACCGAUGGCAACGCAUCAUGGGAAUCGGACGACGAAGAUGACGGUGCUGGUAACAGGGCGAUGUGCGCUGUGUGCAAUGCCGUCAUGCCUGCUUUUGCAAUGGCGGCUCAUGAGCGUUUCCAUGACCUGGACAAAUAA
Messenger RNA from Venustampulla echinocandica, 1956 nucleotides. RefSeq names its product DNA polymerase. The record is from RefSeq and is a predicted model, not a curated record. The coding region runs from base 1 to 1956 and encodes 651 amino acids. Gene Ontology annotation, biological process: translesion synthesis. Gene Ontology annotation, molecular function: damaged DNA binding; DNA-directed DNA polymerase activity. The transcript has 4 exons. NCBI's taxonomy places the organism in Eukaryota, Fungi, Ascomycota, Leotiomycetes, Helotiales, Pleuroascaceae.